UUUAUGCAAAUGACCCCGGUCCCUCUUUGACGGGCUCCACAUUCCUACGCAGCAUGGAGGCGUACAUGGCCUUUUUGGUUGAUUUUCGUUCCAAAUUGCAGUUGUAGUCUCGAAGAACCACUGCAAACAAAGGGAGGGUUUUGGCGAGGGAUUUGCGGAAAGCUUAUCAAUGGCUGCUACUGGUGGGAGCAGUUCUUCAAAUCCAUCCUCUGCUCCGAAAAUACUCUUGGCGAAACCUGGUUUGAACCGUGGCGGCGGAGCCGGUGGAAGCGAAGACGAAUCUGUCACUCUUCGGUCUCGGCUACCACCUCUUGCAUCUCUUAAUCUCCUCUCUGAUUCUUGGGAAUUUCACACGGAUCGGAUUCUUCAGUUCCUGACUGAGAACACUGAUUUCACUGUUAUUGGAGUAAUUGGACCUCCUGGGGCUGGCAAGUCGACCAUCUUGAAUGAGCUUUAUGGGUUCGAUGCUUCCUCACCUGGGAUGUUGCCUCCUUUUGCAACGCAGACGGAGGAAACUAGAGCAAUGGCAAGGCACUGCACUGUGGGUAUGGAACUCAGGGUUUCUGCUGAGCGGCUUAUACUUCUUGAUACCCAGGUAUUCUAUUUAUAUCUCCCUGUCUGCUCCCCCUUUUAGUUUUGAGUUUUUGUA
This is a messenger RNA of Macadamia integrifolia, 649 nucleotides long. Its product is annotated as protein smg-9-like. The record is from RefSeq and is a predicted model, not a curated record. Gene Ontology annotation, biological process: nuclear-transcribed mRNA catabolic process, nonsense-mediated decay. Lineage: Eukaryota; Viridiplantae; Streptophyta; Magnoliopsida; Proteales; Proteaceae. The transcript has 3 exons. The coding region runs from base 170 to 634 and encodes 154 amino acids.